Molecule: messenger RNA, 3128 nt
Organism: Stegostoma tigrinum
Lineage: Eukaryota; Metazoa; Chordata; Chondrichthyes; Orectolobiformes; Stegostomatidae
Product: KH domain-containing, RNA-binding, signal transduction-associated protein 1-like
Exons: 9
Coding region: 45-1094 (349 amino acids)
Biological process (GO): regulation of alternative mRNA splicing, via spliceosome
Cellular component (GO): nucleus
Molecular function (GO): mRNA binding; poly(A) binding
Source: RefSeq, a predicted model, not a curated record
GCGCAGGCGCAUUGUCGGUGUGCGAGGAAGCGGAGUGAACGGCCAUGGCGAAUGAGAAAUAUCUGCCCGAACUUAUGGCGGAGAAGGACAGUCUGGACCCGUCCUUCGUCCAUGCAAGCAGGUUACUGGCUGCAGAAAUAGAAAAGGUUCAGAAGGGAGAGAAAAAAGAGGAAGAAAAGAGAUUCCUUGAUGUUUUGACACAGAAGAACAUAAAGCUUUCUGAACGUUGCCUGAUACCUGUUGCACAAUUCCCGAAGUUCAACUUUGUGGGGAAGCUGCUUGGACCUAGAGGAAAUUCAUUGAAGAGGCUGCAAGAAGAUACUGGCACAAAAAUGUCCAUCCUUGGGAAAGGUUCAAUGCGAGAUAAGUCCAAGGAAGAUGAGCUUCGUAAAGGAGGAGAAGCUAAGUAUGCACACUUGAACAGUGAUCUGCAUGUUCUUGUUGAAGUCUUUGCACCCCCAACCGAAGCCUAUUCACGAAUGUACCAUGCCAUGGAGGAGCUCAAAAAAUUCCUUAUUCCUGAUUACAAUGAUGAAAUAAGACAGGAGCAGUUGACUGAGCUGGCAUAUUUGAAUGGUGGGCAAGAAGCAUCCCGUGGGAGAGGUGUACGUGGCCGUGGAGCUCCACCUGUACCACUUGCCAGGGGCCGUGGUGCAGCACCACCACUUUCUGCAUCUCAGUAUGGACCACGAAGUGCAAUAACACGUGGGGCAACUGUGAGAGGAGCACCUGGAGGACGCAGGGAAGUAGCAAGUGGACGUGGUGCCACAUCAGUGCAGAGGGGUGCCCCAGCACCUCGCACCCGUGGAGCACCUUCAGCAUACAGACCGGCACUGCACCCUCCUCCUGCUCAGGAAAGCUAUGAUGAAUAUGGUUAUGAUGAUGGAUAUGCAGAGCAGAGUUAUGACAGUUACGAAAACUAUUAUGACCAAUCCCAGGGUGAUGCUGAAUACUUUGACUAUGGACAUGGAGAAGUGCAGGAAACUUAUGAAGAUUAUGGGCAGGAGGAUUGGAAUGCAGGGCGAGCAAGCCUGAAGGCACCAGCAAGAUCGUUGAAGGGAAUGUACAGAGAUCAUCCUUAUGGGAGAUAUUAAAGCUGGCUCUGACCAUGUGUCCAUCCUUAUAAAUUGCUUCAAUCUUCUGUGGUCACCAUCUUGUUAUCAACUGUGAGACAAGUAAUAGUCCAUUUGUUUUCUACUCUGGACAUUUACUGGGGAGACUGGUUUAUGUACAUGUUUAGAUAAUUAAAACUAAUGGUAGUGCAAGUCUGGCAUGAUAUGUUUCAAUAAAUUAGAGGGCAGCAAAUUCCAGCUAAACCCAUAUGAUUAGAAUGCUUUGUUUUUGUUUUUAUACUGUUGACGCAGCUGUCAAUUUACAUGUACCUGUAAAGAUGGCAUCUAUUUGCCAUUUGAAUUUCAUUCUGCUGUGUGGGUAUUUUUAGACUUGUUUACCAUGACUUCUGUUGAUUACGAACAAUGUUUAAAUGAUCUUCAAAGUUGCAGAAUCCCAUUGGAUUACAUGAGCUGCAUUUUAAAUCUGUCAAAUUAAACCUUCACAUUCCGUUCAUCCUCGGCUUCCUUAACACAUUGAAUUAUAUUAGAAAUGUUUGGUUUUUUUUAAAGUUUCUGGGGCUCUGUAAAUUCCAGUGUUUUUUAAACUCAAUUGGACAAUGUUUGUUGUCUUUUGAAGUACUUCCAAAACAGAGGAGUAAAUGUUCAGGAUUUUUACGAAGGAAUUGUGUGUACAUUUGAUUUUUGAUUGUUUUAUUUUGAAAACCCCUUUAACAUUGACAUUGAUUUUACUUUUGAAGAGCCCUUGCAAACAGAUUUGUCAUGAUUGCAAAUAGCAUUUUUAAAUCUUGCUAAUGAUUUGCAAAAAGUACAAACUACAGCAAUCCUUGUAAAUUAGUACAAAGAUGAGCUGAUCAUGUUCUCCCAAUGGGGAAUACCUUUGUUUUCUGGGUUGAGGAUGGUGGAUUAUGGAAAAUACGUAAAUGUGCACCGGGAUUUGGGCUUCUCUAAAUUGUGCAGUGCUCUCAGCAGACAGGUUUACCACACAAAACAACUGGCAUUGCUCCCUGCUCUUAACCACUGGACCCAUGUGUUUCUCUACAGUUGCUUUCAUUAAAUUCAGAUUGCUGGCUGAACAUCACUGUUUUUAUUGUUCUGCUGUAACCAUAAGGUUCUGGUGUGCUUAUAGAAGCCGCAGCAUCAGCGAGUGUUUAUCUUGAUGUGUGGGGGUGGAUUUGUUUUCUUUCCUGGCAGCUUCAUUUACCUCUCAUCUGGCCUUAGAACAGUAUCACUGUUCUCACUGGAUGUACUGAACUUGUGUGAUGUAAACAAUGAAGUAUGAAGGAGUAGGUUUUUUUCCCAACAUUGCAUUUAUUCAACAGAUGUUUGGUUUGUAUUUCAACAGCCACAGUUGCCAAUAUAGUUGCCUCAGGAUUCCUGUAUUGUCACAGUACUAGGGCUGUAGCAGCUUUGACUUUCCUUCUCUUUUAUACUUGGGGCCGUGUUUGAUAGUAUUGGGAGGACUGGUUAACCUGUAGUAACUGGGCGAGUGUGUCCAGUUGUGUCUCCACUGCCGUUUGCAGCACAAAAGAGCUCUUUAUGGUUCAUAUGCUUGAAUAACUAGGAUCCUGAUGCUCGCGUAUUGUUGAUAAAUUCUCAUGCUUUUAACAGUUGGACUUUGAACAAGAGUAAUUAUGGUUCACCAGGGUCAGAAAUAAUUAUUGAAGUUAGGUUUAUUUCUUCACUUCAUUCCUCCCUCCCUAGCUCCCUAGUUUCAUGGUUUUAUUUCGGCCUGUAAUGUUUCUGUCAAUUCUUGAGAAGCUCUGUCUGCUGAUGUAAAAAGGGACACUGCAGCUAAAAUCAGUUCAUGUAUGUAGUUGGAAAUUUAUAACCACAGUUGUCUGUUGUCCUUGAAAUCUGUGCCUGGACAUAAAUAUGCAUUGCACUCCUGUGUGAGCUGGCCUAAAUAGGUAGCUAAACAUUUGUCAAACACGUUUGCAACAGUUUGUCAAUAAAGUUCAAUUCUUUUGUAUAGAACUAAACUGAAUUCCCUUUUUUCCUUAGAAAUAUAAAACUCUUCUUUCUCUGCAGUACAAUAAACAUUCUCACUAUAUAAAC